UCUCUCUCUCUCUCUCUCUCUCUCUCUAUCGUUUAGCCAAGCUUUGCCUUCGCAGACUCUGGUUAAAGAGAGUGAGAUCUCUCUCUUUCUCUCUCUCUCGCUGGGUUGAACUUGAGACUGAGAUGAUGACGGAUCUCUUGUCGGCUCGAUCUCUCUUCUCUGCGCUCGUCCUUCUGUGCGCCAUUAAUUCAGCCGCCGCCGCCACUCUUCUGCCAAAAGACGAAGUGGAUGCGUUGAGAGAAAUAGCGGACACGUUAGGGAAAAGGGACUGGGAUUUUAAUGCAGAUCCAUGCAGUAACGGCAGUGGAUGGGGCGACGUCAAAUUGCCUUACAAAACUUCUGACGCUGUCACUUGCGACUGCAAUUUCACCGACGCCGACAACAACACUGUUUGCCAUGUUAUCAGCAUAGUUCUCAAAUCUCAGUCUCUUCCCGGCACUCUCCCGCCUCGACUGUUCAGAUUGCCUUUCCUCCAAAACUUUGACGUCACCCGCAACUAUCUGAGCGGCUCAAUUCCUAAAGAAUGGGGCUCUACCAACUUGCUCAACACUUCUCUACUUGGAAACCGACUGACUGGUCCAAUCCCCAAGGAGCUGGGCAACAUAUCCACACUCUGGAAAUUUGUCGUUGAGAUCAAUCAACUUUCUGGACCUGUUCCUCCAGAGCUGGGGAACUUGUCGCAGCUGCAUCAACUGCACCUUACAUCAAAUAAUUUCACCGGGGAGCUGCCUAAAACAUUUGCUAAAUUGACGACAUUGCAGGAACUGCGACUUAGUGAUAAUCAGUUCACAGGAAAGAUACCCGAUUAUAUUCAGAACUUCACAAAUCUCAGUAUGCUGGUUAUUCAAGGAAGUGGAUUGGAAGGGCCAAUUCCCUCCGGAAUCGCACUUUUGGAGAAAUUGUCCGACUUGAGAAUAAGUGACCUUGAAGGACCCGAGUCCCAAGUUCCAUGGCUUAACUGUGCAAAUAUCACGACAUUGAUGCUGAGGAGCUGCAAUUUCAUAGGAGAGCUACCUGGUUAUCUAGCAGGAUUGACGAACCUAAAAACAUUAGACCUCAGCUUCAACAAACUGAGUGGCAAAAUCCCUGACUCCUUUAGCAGCCUGUCAGGAGUGGAUUAUAUCUAUCUGACUGGAAAUCAAUUGACUGGAGCAGUCCCUGAUUGGAUCCUGGGGAAUGCAGAGUUUGUUGACCUAUCAUACAACAACUUCACUCAUGGAAGCACAGAAUGUCAUGUACGAGAUGUCAACUUGUUCGCAAGCUUGGCGGUUGACAAUGCAACCUCAUAUCCUGCCACAAGUGGACUUGUCUCAUGUUUGAACAGUGAGCGUUGCCCAGAAAGUCGGUAUAACCUCUUCAUAAAUUGCGGUGGGAGUGGAGUAACAGUAGGGGACAUCACAUACAGCGAUGAUAAAGCGUCGGCUACAGCUUCAAGUUUCUAUGGGAGUGGAGAUUACUGGGCCUACAGUAGCACUGGUCACUUCCCUGAUGACGGCCAAGAUUCAGAUACAUACAUAGCUGAGAAUGUAUCCGUACUGUCCACGGAUGAUGCCCAUGCCCAACUUUACAUGAACGCACGGCUUUCUCCUAUCUCUCUAACUUAUUAUGGUUAUUGUCUGAUCAACGGGACCUACAAUGUAAGCCUUCAUUUUGCGGAGAUAACGUUCACAGGCAACGAAAGUUAUCGCAGCCUUGGAAGGCGAGCUUUUAAUAUUUAUAUACAGGGAAAAUUGGUGUGGGAAGAUUUCAACAUUGCGAUUGAAGCGGGUGGAGUUGGAAAGCCAGUCAUAAAAAAUUUUAAUGCCACAGUGACCAACGGCACUCUGGAGAUACGCUUUUAUUGGGCUGGGAAAGGAACCUAUGCUAUACCUAACAGAGGAGUCUAUGGUCCUCUUAUAUCUGCUAUCUCCGUCGUCAAUCCUGACUAUAAACCCCCACAUAGCAUAGCUGCUGGGACAGUGGUCGGGAUUGUGGCUGCUAUAGUUUUUGUAGUUUUUCUUAUCCUGGUUAUCCUUUGGUGGAGAGGAUGUCUUCGACGUGAAGAUGAAAUGGCACAAGAUUUGAAGGGUCUAGCGUUGCAAAUUGGUUCAUUUACCUUGCGGCAGAUUAAAGCUGCGACAAACAAUUUUGAUGCUGCCAAUAAGAUUGGAGAAGGCGGGUUUGGUCCAGUGUACAAGGGUCUUCUGCCAGAUGGCACCGCUAUAGCAGUGAAGCAGCUUUCAUCCAAAUCCAAGCAAGGAAAUCGUGAGUUUGUGACCGAGAUUGGGAUGGUUUCUGCUCUUCAACAUCCGCAUCUUGUGAAACUCUAUGGAUGCUGCAUUGAAGGGAAUCAACUUUUGCUGGUUUACGAGUACAUGGAAAAUAACAGUCUUGCUCGUGCUUUAUUUGGUCCUGAAGAAUUUCAGUUAAAGUUGGACUGGCAGACAAGGCACAAGAUAUGCGUGGGUAUUGCCAGGGGCUUGGCAUAUCUUCAUGAGGAAUCAAGGCUGAAGAUUGUGCAUAGGGACAUCAAAGCUACUAAUGUUUUACUGGAUAAGGAUCUCAACCCUAAAAUAUCAGAUUUUGGUUUGGCAAAGCUUGAUGAGGAGAACAACACACAUAUUAGCACCAAGAUUGCUGGAACUUAUGGAUAUAUGGCACCGGAGUAUGCAAUGCAUGGUUACCUCACCGACAAAGCCGACAUCUAUAGUUUUGGCGUCGUUGCCUUAGAAGUUGUUAGCGGCCGGAGCAACUCUAGUUCCCAAAAUAAGGAGGAAUUCUUUUAUCUGCUCGAUUGGGCGCGAUUUUUGAAGGAGAGAGGAAAUUUGAUCGAUCUAGUUGAUCGGAGGCUCGGUUCUCACUUCGACAAAGAGGAGGUGCUGGUAUUGAUAAAGGUAGCUCUGAUGUGUACUAAUACAACUCCAGCACUAAGGCCGGCGAUGUCAUCUGUGGUUAGCAUGCUUGAGGGCAAGGUUGCUGUUCCAAUGCUGGACUACGAGGGCGCUCUCCCGACCGAGGAGAAAAUUGAGGCCAUGAGGAAGUAUUUUAAAGGCGACGAAGAUCAUUCGGUUGGUGAGAAUACCACCAAGAGUACGUCCACCGAUGGGCCAUGGACUGGAACCGCUUCGUCUGCGUCUGCUAAUGAUCUCUAUCCAAUACUUCUGGAUACCGAUCACCGGCAGAAGAGAGAAUAAGAGAUGGCUUGUUGUGUUCUAAGUAAAUUACUUCUUGAAAGAACUAGGCGUUAUUUGGUAAUCCCAGCAGUGAAGCUCUUAAAUUUCACUUCGAAAUGCCGCUCACAUUUGAAAUUGAAGGUAUAGAUGAUAUAAAGAAAACAGCGACUGUCAUGCAUUGCUGUAAUUGUGUACUGUGAACUAAUUAUCGGGGAAAGCCUAAAGACAAUGGCUUGUGCUU
Molecule: messenger RNA, 3393 nt
Organism: Rhodamnia argentea
Lineage: Eukaryota; Viridiplantae; Streptophyta; Magnoliopsida; Myrtales; Myrtaceae
Product: probable leucine-rich repeat receptor-like serine/threonine-protein kinase At3g14840
Exons: 24
Coding region: 123-3173 (1016 amino acids)
Biological process (GO): protein phosphorylation
Molecular function (GO): ATP binding; protein kinase activity; protein binding
Source: RefSeq, a predicted model, not a curated record